UGGCGUGUUUCCGGCGUGUUCAUCCUCCUUCAUCCGUUGCGGACAGACAGCGGCCGAAAGCGGAGAGAAUGCUGGCUACCAGGGCAUUUCGUCUUGUUGGCAAACGAGCCUUGUCAACUUCAGUCUGCCUACGUGGUGGGCAUGGAGUUGCGAAGGUUGAGGACUACUCUCUCCCAGCAUAUUUUGACCGGCGGGAGAUUCCCCUACCUGAGAUCAAAUAUGUCCAGGACUUGAGCGCAGAGCAGAGGUCCCUUAAGGAGAAGGAGAAGGGGUCCUGGACCGCAUUGUCCAAAGAUGAGAAAGUUGCAUUGUACCGCAUCAGCUUCAAGGAGAGCUUUGCUGAAAUGGAUAAAGGUACAGGGGAGUGGAAGUCUGUGCUCGCUGGUAUUUUGUUCUUCGUUGGCUUCACAGGUUUUGUUGUGCUGUGGCAGAGGAAAUAUGUGUACGGAGAUGUUCCUCACACCUUUGACCCUGAGUACAAGCAGCAAGAGCUCCAGAGGAUGCUUGACAUGAGGAUCAACCCUGUUGAGGGCUUUUCAGCCAAAUGGGACUAUGAGAACAAUGCUUGGAAGAAAUAAGUUGAUGUUUAUCUGUCAUUGGACCAUGUUACACAGCUUCUUACUAACAGGCAACAUUUGAAUCAGAAAAAAAUGUCUGUAUUUAUGGCUUGUCCACAAUACCUCAGUUAAUACAUUUUGGAAGAACACUUCCUCUUAAGGUUGUCGUGUAUCAUAAAUAAAAUUCCAGUGUCUACCAAACAUGUCA
This is a messenger RNA of Colossoma macropomum (tambaqui), 765 nucleotides long. It is a transcript of the gene cox4i1, whose product is annotated as cytochrome c oxidase subunit 4 isoform 1, mitochondrial. Gene Ontology annotation, biological process: mitochondrial electron transport, cytochrome c to oxygen. The coding region runs from base 69 to 578 and encodes 169 amino acids. The transcript has 5 exons. The record is from RefSeq and is a predicted model, not a curated record. Lineage: Eukaryota; Metazoa; Chordata; Actinopteri; Characiformes; Serrasalmidae.